Messenger RNA from Arabis nemorensis, 1950 nucleotides. The record is from the annotation of a GenBank genome assembly. NCBI's taxonomy places the organism in Eukaryota, Viridiplantae, Streptophyta, Magnoliopsida, Brassicales, Brassicaceae.
AUGGGUAAGAACAAGUCCGACGCCACCACGAUGGCGAAGCCAAGUGGGAAAUUAUCAGUCUCAGCUAUUGCAAGUAUGGAUCCAUCAUCUAGAGCUCCGAAAAAAGCUUCCUCUUAUACUGAUGGUAUAGAUCUUCCUCCUUCUGACGAAGACGAUGAGGGCCAUUCCGAUGAGGAGGAACAGACAGACAGGAGAAAGGCCAAGAGUGAACAAAGGCUUCUUCUUGAGAUCUCUGUGACUGAUAAGGAACGAAAGAAGCGAGAGGCGAAAGAAAGAUUAGCUAAAGAAGCUGCAGAGCAUGCAAAGAGGGAGGCUUUAAGGGACGACCGUGAUGCGUUCACUGUUGUUAUCGGAAGCAAGAUUGAAGGACAAGACACGGCGGCGGCGGAUGCCAAUGUUAAAGAUAUAACGAUCGAGUCCUUUUCUGUAUCUGUUCGAGGGAACGAGCUUCUGAAUAAUACUUGUGUUAAGAUAUCACAUGGGAAACGGUAUGGAUUGGUUGGGCCGAAUGGAAAGGGGAAGUCGACACUGUUAAAGCUUUUAGCGUGGAGGAAGAUUCCAGUUCCCAAGAAUAUUGAUCUUCUUCUUGUUGAGCAAGAAGUGGUCGCUGAUGAAACGAGUGCCCUGAAUGCAGUUGUUUCUGCCAAUGAAGAAUUGGUUAAGCUACGUCAAGAGGCUGAAGUUCUACAGAAUUCGUCUUCUGAUGAUAGUGGAGAAAAGCUUGGUGAAUUGUAUGAGAGGCUACAUAUAUUAGGGUCAGACGCUGCUGAAGCACAGGCUUCGAAGAUUCUUGCUGGGUUAGGGUUUACGAAAGAUAUGCAAGUGCGUCCGACUAAGUCGUUCAGUGGUGGCUGGAGGAUGCGAAUAUCGUUAGCUAGAGCUCUGUUUGUGCAACCUACUCUUUUGUUGUUAGAUGAGCCUACCAACCAUCUCGACCUGAGAGCUGUUUUAUGGUUAGAGGAGUACUUGUGUCGCUGGAAGAAGACGUUGGUUGUUGUUUCACAUGACCGGGAUUUCCUCAACUCUGUCUGCACGGAUAUCAUACAUUUGCAUGACCUGAAGCUACACUUCUACCGUGGUAAUUUCGACAGUUUCAAUGCUAGAUAUAUACAGCGUCGCAAUGAGAUGAACAAAAAGUACGUGACUUUCAAGAAACAGAUUAAAGCUCCAGAUGAGGACACAGUAGCAGAAGCUCCAGGAAAGUGGAGCGACUAUAGCGUGGCGUUCCAUUUUCCACAACCAACCGAGCUCACUCCUCCUCUGUUGCAGUUGAUUGAGGUGAGCUUCUCCUACCCCAACAGGCCAGAUUUCAGGCUCUCAGAUGUUGAUGUAGGUAUCGAUAUGGGUACACGGGUGGCUAUAGUUGGACCUAACGGAGCUGGAAAAUCCACUCUUUUGAAUCUUCUUGCGGGAGAUUUAGAUCCGACAGAGGGAGAAGUGAGAAGAAGUCAGAAGCUUAGGAUUGGAAGGUAUUCUCAGCAUUUUGUUGAUUUGCUAACAAUGGGGGAAACACCGGUUCAGUAUCUUCUUCGGCUUCAUCCUGACCAAGAGGGAUGUAGCAAGCAAGAAGCCGUGCGUAAAAAGCUUGGAAAGUUUGGGCUAUCAAGUGACGACCACUUAUCUCCAAUAGCGAAAUUGUCUGGAGGACAAAAGGCUAGGGUUGUGUUUACGUCGAUAUCAAUGUCGAAGCCACACAUUUUGCUUCUCGACGAGCCAACAAAUCACUUAGACAUGCAGAGUAUAGAUGCGCUGGCCGAUGCCCUAGCUGAAUUCACAGGAGGAAUUGUGUUGGUGAGUCACGACUCGAGACUCAUCUCCCGUGUCUGUGAGGAAGAGGAGAAUAGUCAAAUUUGGGUUGUAGAAGACGGAACUGUGUCUUUCUUCGAUGGCUCAUUUGAAGAGUACAAAGAAGAUCUCCAAAGAGAAAUCAGAGCAGAGGUUGAUGAGUGA